AUGCCGUCAUCAACAAAUGCUCUGACACCCGAGUCAGAGCUACAACUCGCCUUCGACCCCUCGCUCAUACCGCAAGCUACCAGGGACCUGCUACCACAGGACAUCAUCGUGCGGCCGCUCGCCAGCGACGACUACAACCGCGGCCACCUGCGCGUGCUCGCCGACCUCACCUCGACCCCGGACAUCGGCCCCGCCGCAUGGUCCGCACAGUUCGCACUCCAGCAAGCCGCCCCUCACACCUACUACCCCAUCGUCUUCGUCAACACCAACACCGACCACAUCGUCGCCUGCGGCACGCUGUUUGUCGAAUACAAGUUCUUGAGGGGCGCCGGGCUGUGCGGUCACAUCGAGGACAUUGUCGUCCACAAGGACGGCCAGGGGAAAGGGCUGGGCAAGCGCAUCAUCGAGGUGCUGACUGAGGUCGGCAAGCAGAGAGGCUGCUACAAGGUCAUCCUGGAUUGCAGCGAGAAGAAUGUGCCGUUCUAUGAAAAGUGCGGAUACCACAAGGCUGGCGAACAGAUGGCCGUGUACUUUGUCUAG
Molecule: messenger RNA, 540 nt
Organism: Sporisorium graminicola
Lineage: Eukaryota; Fungi; Basidiomycota; Ustilaginomycetes; Ustilaginales; Ustilaginaceae
Exons: 1
Coding region: 1-540 (179 amino acids)
Biological process (GO): UDP-N-acetylglucosamine biosynthetic process
Cellular component (GO): endoplasmic reticulum-Golgi intermediate compartment; endoplasmic reticulum; Golgi apparatus
Molecular function (GO): glucosamine 6-phosphate N-acetyltransferase activity; monosaccharide binding
Source: RefSeq, a predicted model, not a curated record